Messenger RNA from Micropterus salmoides (largemouth bass), 1683 nucleotides. RefSeq lists its product as uncharacterized. NCBI's taxonomy places the organism in Eukaryota, Metazoa, Chordata, Actinopteri, Centrarchiformes, Centrarchidae. Bases 224 to 1264 code for a protein of 346 amino acids. Gene Ontology annotation, biological process: response to bacterium. The transcript has 5 exons. The record is from RefSeq and is a predicted model, not a curated record.
ACACCUACUGUCCUUGAAACGUGCAACAACAGUGAUGUAACAAAAAAGAUUCAACCCCAUAAAAUUACACCUCUUUUUUAUUCCGAUCAGACUCGUCGUUUUCAAAAGAACAAAUUGCUCUUAACCAAACCAGUCAGCUUGGCCAAUCACAAACAGCCUCCGUCUCCUAUAAGAGUUGGGUGAGUACGUCAACACAGAAGAUACAGACUGCAAAGCUUCAGGGAUGAUGCCACUUUACAUUUUACUUCUGCUUCUCUGUAAAAUCUCUCAGGUUCCAGCUGUUAACAAGACCUCAGGUAUAACUCAGGAUAGUGGCAUCAUAACAGCUAAAGCUGGACAGAAUGUGACUUUGCGAUGCUUUUGUCGAGAUGAUGCAGUAACUUUCCUUUCUUGGUACCAGCAAAGUUUGGGAAGCAAGCCUCUUAUUAUAUCAACUCGGAUGAAGCAUAACCCAGAUGUUACCAUCUACCCUGCAUAUAAAGAAAGGUUUCAAAUCUCAGCAGAAGGUAAAGACGGUGCCAACCAUCUCAUAAUCACCAACCUUCAAAUCUUGGAUUCAGCAACAUAUUACUGUGGGAUUUUAGAAUUCAACGCAAUAGAAUUUGGACAAGGAGCUUUCCUUCAUGUCAAAACAUCGCUGUCCAACAUCCAAGCUGUUGUCCAUCAACCAGCGUUGGAGCCACUUUGGUCUGGAGACUCUGUGAAUUUGAGCUGUACAGCAUACGCUGAACCAUGUGCAGGGGAGCAGAGCCUCUACUGGUUCAGACAUGGAGCGGGUCAACCUGCAGUCAUGUAUCGCAGCGCGGGACAGUGUGAAAACCUUUCCAGUGAAGAGUCUCAUAUGAAAAACUGCACUUUAAACCUUGCUAUUAAGUCUGUGAGCUCCUCUGAUGCAGGGAUGUACUACUGUGCUCUGGCCUCCUGUGGGGAGAUUGUGUUUGGAAAUGGAACCAGAGUGGAGAUUACAGGACGUUCUACCAAACUCCCCCUCCUGGUGUAUUGUCUUUGUCUGGCGUUGACAGUUUCCAUUAUCGUGCUCCUUGUCUUGGCUUUCAUCAUGUACAAGUUGAAACAAAAGUCAUGCUCUGUCUGCAAAGGGACUUUUUCUCAUGUAACAUGUUCAGCAGCUUCUGAUGCCAUGAGCCAAGAUGACAUUCUCCAUUAUGCUGCGCUGAGUCUGAACAGAAAGAGCGAACGACUUCGUCAAGAGGACAACGUGGAGAGUGAUUGUGUAUACUCUAGAGUAAGGAGUCGAAAAGAGUGAAAAGUUAAAUAGGACUUCACCACUUCUUAAAAUUUUUUAAUUAUCUCUCUCUCCUGUCAAUGACUAAAUGUAUAGUAUUAAAAAAUUAAAUCCAUUUUUUUGUGUAAUGUGUUUGCAGUAUUUUGUAUGUUCAUUUUGUUCUGAAAGUGUUCAACAAUCACAUGGAUCAGCAUCUUCAUGUAUACAAUAUAAUACUGUAAACAGACGUAGACAAAGCAGCAUCUUGAAAAUCCCCCAAGACCUAUUAAUAUCUUCUUUUGCUAGAAACAUAAGCACCGGUCGCACCUUCAGCCUAGCCUGCUCUCACCGUUUACCUUACACUCCUGUGGUGAAGGUGGUGUGAACACAGAGCACAAGUUUCCAUUAGUGGAAACAUUAAGUCCUAGCUUCAACACAGGAAGACCAGCCGGUAGCUUUCA